This is a messenger RNA of Chelonus insularis, 1474 nucleotides long. RefSeq names its product cell division cycle 7-related protein kinase. Gene Ontology annotation, biological process: mitotic DNA damage checkpoint signaling; protein phosphorylation. The coding region runs from base 140 to 1330 and encodes 396 amino acids. The record is from RefSeq and is a predicted model, not a curated record. NCBI's taxonomy places the organism in Eukaryota, Metazoa, Arthropoda, Insecta, Hymenoptera, Braconidae. The transcript has 9 exons. Gene Ontology annotation, molecular function: ATP binding; protein serine/threonine kinase activity. Gene Ontology annotation, cellular component: nucleus.
UCAAAGCUUUAUCACAAAUUGUAAAUAGAGUGAUGUUCAUAGGAGUUUUAGUUGGCUGGCGCUUAUUUAUUAUUUUUAAUUUUAUUUUGAAGUUAUUGUUUUAUUUAACAUCUAAAAUAGUAAAUAAGCAAAUAAAUGUAUGUCUAAUAGAAACAUGGCUAGUCAUGAAGCAGUAGAAAAUGAAAAAGCUCCAAAAAACGAAAUCACUUUAUUACUGAAAGAAUUACCAAUUAUCGAUGAAUUAUUCGAAGUACAUUAUAAGAUCGGUGAAGGAACUUUUAGCUCUGUUUAUUUAGCUACUUGUAAAAAUAAACAGAAUUCUAGAAAAUUUGCUAUCAAGCAUAUCAUCCCAACUUAUCCACCUGAUAGGAUUGAACUUGAAUUACAAUGCCUGCAAGAAAUAGGUGGAGCAGAUAAUGUUGUAGGAGUAGAGCUGUGUGUUCGAAAUGGUCCGUCCGUUGCAUUUGUUAUGCCUUACAUGAGGCAUAAUAAAUUUUCUGAUUAUGUAGGAAGUAUGGAUAAAACUGAACUUAAGUAUUACAUGCGAGCUUUGCUAAUUGCAUUACGAAAAGUACACCUGUUUAAUAUCAUACAUAGAGAUGUGAAGCCUAGUAAUUUUUUAUAUGAUCGUCGUACAAAAAAAUACUUAUUGGUAGAUUUUGGAUUGGCUCAACGUUUUCGUAAAGAAGACAAUCCUGAUGAGGAUAACACUUCCUUGACUGAUACAUUAAGUACAAAAAGAAAAUUAAUAGAUGAAAAUAAUCACAAAUCUCCGUCUUUAAUAUCAUCGAAAAAUUCUGGAGCAGAUAACAAAUGUAGUUGUUUCGGGAAACCAAAAAUUUGUUCAGUAUGUGUAGUAAAACCGUCCCAAGUAGCAUCAAGGGCUGGUACUCCUGGUUACAGACCACCUGAAGUUUUGUUAAAAUAUCAGUAUCAAACUCCAGCGAUAGAUGUAUGGGCUAGUGGAAUUAUAAUGCUGUGCAUCCUAAGUGCAACUCAACCAUUCUUUCGAUGCCCAGAUGAUUGCACUGCUUUAGCAGAAAUAAUAUCUGUUUUUGGGACUGCUAAAUUACAACAAUGUGCGAGAAAAUUGGGUAAGAAAUUGAUAUGUAGUGAAAAUACACCAGGCGUUGAUCUUGUAAAUUUAUGCCAAAAAUUACGUAAUCGGAGCAUACAUUCCAAAAGUAAUGGUACUUCUUGCCGUAAGACUACUAUACCAGAGCAAUAUCCACCAGAAGCAUAUGAUUUACUAUCUAAAUUACUGGAUGUCAAUUAUAAAACACGCAUUACAGCUAAUGACGCACUUGAGCAUGCAUUUUUAAAAAUUUAAAUUAAAGUAUCUAUAAAAUUUUUAAAAGAAAACGACGAUGAUUUAAGGCAAAUUCUUUAUUUGUAAAAGAUAUACAAAUUAUUUUUUUUUCAUGAAAUAAUUUUAAGUACAAGAGAUUAUAAAUAAAAAUUCUUUAUUCUACAA